CAGACCCGUCAUGGCACAGCGGCUGCUGCUGCUGCUUCCUUCCCUGGCUUUUCUCGCCUUCUUUCACCCGGCCACAGGAGCCAUGGACGUCUGCUACAACUCCCAGGGCCAUGCCCAGCGUUGCAUGCCCAUCUUCGAGAACGCAGCCUUCAGCCGGCAGGCGCAGGCCUCCAACACGUGUGGUUGCCCCCCCGAAACCUACUGCUUGCAGAUGGGCACGCGGGAAUCCAGCACCCUGUGCCACCGUUGCGAUUCGGAUGACCCCCUGGCGCACCACAACGCCUCUUACCUGACCGACUUCCACAGCCAGGAAGAGCCGACUUGGUGGCAAAGCCAGUCCAUGGCAUUUGGGGUUCAGCACCCCACCUCUGUCAACAUUACUCUGCACUUGGGAAUGGGUGACCUGUACCGAUCUCUUGAUCUCUUUGGAUCGCCUUAACACCUUCGGGGAUGACAUCUUCAAAGACCCCAAAGUGCUCCAGUCUUACUAUUACGCCAUCUCAGACUUCUCCGUCGGGGGAAGGUGCAAGUGUAACGGCCAUGCCAGUGAAUGCAUCCCUAAUGAAGAAGACCGACUGGUUUGCCUCUGCCAACACAAUACGACUGGGGUAGACUGCAAUAUGUGCCAGGCAUUCUACCAGGACCGUCCCUGGGCAAGGGGCACCGCUGAGUCAGCCAACGAAUGCCUUCCAUGCAACUGUAGUGGUAGAUCGGACGAAUGCUAUUACGACUGGGAACUCUACCGGCGCACCGGGCAUGGUGGUCACUGUGUGAAUUGCUGGGACAACACUGCCGGACCCCACUGUGAAUACUGCCGGCCAAAUUUUUAUCGUUGGGAUGAUGAAAUGGCGUGUCAGCCCUGCAAUUGCAACCAAGCAGGUUCUUUGAAUCCUCAGUGCGAUGCUGCAGGGAAGUGUGAGUGCAAAGCGACAGUGACAGGCUGGAAGUGCGAGCGAUGCCAGGAAGGCUUCCAUUCCCUGAGUGAAGGAGGGUGCAGGCCUUGUGCUUGUAACUCCGCUGGCAGUCUCGGGGUGUGUGACCCCAAUUCAGGGCACUGCAGGUGCAAGAAGAGAGUGGAAGGGUACCUGUGCAACAGGUUGCAUGAGGCAGAGGAAGCCAUGAAUUUGUCCCUGUCGCCUUUCCAGUUCCAGCGGACGCUUUCCAAUCUGAUGAAGCUUCAGAUCCAAGUUAAAAGUAGACCCAGAUCAGGCAGGAUUGCGCUGAAGGAGGUUCGCCUGGCCUCCGCCUGCCCCGGUUCCUCCCGGGGGGCUCCGUGGGUGGAAGAGUGUCUCUGCCCGCAGGGCUUCCAAGGCCGGUUUUGCCAGUUGUGCGCUCUGGGUUACAAACGGUCGAUCCCUUGGGGGGGGCCGUUUGCAAGUUGCGUGCCUUGUGCCUGCAACCAGCACGGGAGCUGCGACCCCAAUUCUGGCAUCUGCCAAUGUCUUCACAACACCGAAGGGCCCGCUUGUGAGCGAUGUGCUGUGGGGUACUAUGGCAACCCUUUCCUUGGCCAGCCUGAUGACUGCCAACCUUGCCCGUGUCCGGGGCAAGGGCCUUGCGCAACCAUGCUGGACAGCCAAGAAAUUGUCUGCACGCACUGUCCCCCGGGACAGAGAGGUCGCCUCUGUGAAUUAUGCGACGACGGUUUCUUUGGGGACCCCCUGGGGAGGAACGGAAGUCUGCGUCCUUGCAACAGCUGCGAUUGCCGUGGCAACACGGACCCCAACGCAGUGGGCAAUUGUGACACACUCACCGGCCGUUGCCUGCGCUGCUUGUACAACACUGCAGGGGAGCAUUGCGAGCGGUGCCAGGAGGGCUUCUUUGGGGAUCCCUUGGCUGCCAACCCAGCCACCAAGUGCGCACCCUGCAGCUGUAACCCCGAUGGCUCCACUCACGGGCCCAAAACCUGUGAUCCGGUUUCUGGACAGUGCCGCUGCCUUCCCAAUGUAACCGGGCGAGAGUGUACCCAGUGCCUGGAAGGCUAUUUUGACCUACAGCCAGGGGUGGGGUGCAGAAGUUGCCAGUGCCACCCAGUGGGAGCCCAGAGCAACAUCUGCCACCCCGUCACAGGGCAAUGCACCUGCCACCCUGGCGUCACAGGGCUAUCGUGCCAUCGGUGCCAGGACGAGUUCUUUGGAUUCUCUGCCCAGGGCUGCCAAGCCUGCAACUGUUCCCAGAUUGGUUCGGUUUCCCUCCAGUGCCACAGCAACAGCAGUUGUGACUGUAACAAGGGCUUUGUGGGUAGCAAGUGUGACCAGUGUGAUGUGAACUACUUCUUUGACCCGGGAAGUGAGCAAUGCCAGGAGUGUCCCCUCUGCUACGGCCUUGUGAAGGAGGAGGUGCCAAAGCUGCCUUCUUGGAGAAGAUGACGGAUCUGAAGGGCUCGUUGGAGAAUGCCGGCCAUCGGCUGAGCAACGCCAGCAGAACCAUCGCUUGUGACGGUCAGCGGGCUGCCAAAGUGUGCGGGCUCCUUUCCGACGUAUCCUCCACCCUGCGGUCCACCCAGGAGGAGAUCCAGCUGGCCACGGAGGUCCUGGGAAGCCUGGAAUUUUCUUCUGAAAUCUCUUAUCAGUCUACAAACUGGAGCCGCCAGGUGAUCAGAUCCAGCACCUUCGCCCGCAGCCAUGUUGAAAUUGCAUCCUUGGUGGAAGGCCUGGCCAGAAGAGCCAUCCAGGCCUCCCACUCCAGUUAUCGUCUUCUCCAAAACGUUGCAAAUGUCAGCAAGAUGGAAGAGUUCAGGCAAGAGAUGGAAGAGAGUGGUGAGAAAAUCAAUAGGACCCAAAAAACCCUCGUCUUGCAAAUAGAAGAUGCUGAGAAGCUGGUUUCAGGCCAUCAGAGCAACACAACCCUGGCUCAGACGGAUACUUUGGAGCUGACUCUGAUCUUGCAGCGCCCUCUGGUGGAGAAAGCUGGAAAUCUGGUCCAAGAAGCCGAGGAAAUCCAGCAACUGAUUGAAACGAAACAGGGGUUGACAACCAACAAAACCUUGGCAGUAGAAACUGGGUUAAAGGAAAUGCUGCAGAGGAUUCGGCCCUUGGAAGAGCUAUGGCAGAGAACGAACGAUGCACAAGCACUGGCCGAGUCCUCCCUGGCCAACGGAGAGGCCGUGGUGUCCGAAGCGAAGGCUUUGGUGACCACACUGGAUGGAAUAAAGGCCCUGAUGGCAGACCCUAAAGGCCGCGCUGCGGUCAGGAGGAAGCGGGUUGCGGUGCGUGGCCGGACGAUUGUGGAGACCCAGAGGAAGAUCAGGCAGGCCCAGAAAGCCCUGGGGAAUUCCGGGACCGUUUCCGCAAAGGCCUUCGCGGUUGCUCGUGAGGGGGAAUCGGCCGCCAGGAAGAAUGCCCAGGCGGCCGAAGGGGUCCUAAGACGGGCCAAGGAGGAGAGGAAGCAGGCUAGCCGAAUGUCUGCCACGGUUGCUCUCACCGUGGUUACCGAGAUUUCCAGGCAAGAAGACAAGGCCAGAGAACUUCAGGCCCAACUUGGGAAACCUGCGGAGGCUGCAGUGGGCAUGAAGACGCUCGGCCAGAACCUCCAAGCGGCCCAACGAUCCUUGGAGAUGGAUAUUAAGGCCCUCCAGCAUCUGCUCUCCAAACUAGGAAACCUGGAUGGGUCCGCAGCUGUGCUCCGUGCGAGCCAGGUCCAGCUGGCAAGCUUGAGGCUGCGUCUGGCGGGACCUGGAGCCCUGAAUGAGACCCUGGGCAUCUUGGUACAGGAAGCCGAGGAGCAGAAGGCAUCGCUGGAAGCCUUCGAAGAAGAUCUGGCGGAGAUCCAGAGUGACAAGGGGAACCUAGAGGCCAUUCUUCAGAGCUUGCCCAGCGGCUGUUAGAGGUGAAAGGGGGCCUGAAGACUGGAAGUGAUGGAAUCAAUGUAGACCCCCCCCCCUUUUUAAAAAAGGAAAGGAAGUAUUCCCAGAAUGCAACUGGCCAGAGGAGGCAGACUGAGCCAUCUUUGUCAGAGACAGAGAAUCGCUUGAGAAAACUAUCUGGUGUUCUGGGCUGCCGAACCAACCUUAAAGAUUCAACCCCAAAAUGGAGACCUCCCAAAUUCAUGGCAGUCCUGAGGACUAGAAACCUGAAACAGCCACUUUGCAAGUCUUGGGGGAAACUGUGCAUUGUGCCUUUUUGGUCCCAGGAGUUUUGGACCCUGGAGGGGGUGGGUGGGGAAACAAAAUCCAAGAGAUUUGAACCCUGAUCCUGAAAAAUGAAAAUUGGCUGCCAGGAUGGGGAAUAAAUCCAGUAUAAGGAUAUAGAAUUUGCUUGUUUCCGGUUCUUCGGAAGCUAGAGAAAUUUUCAUUUCCUUUUAAAGGCAAGCUUUAAAAACCAACAAAAGCCGCCUCUUAGCUGUGCCGUUGGAUAGACCAGGGAUGUGUUGCUGCCGGCGUUACUGCCGGUUCG
Molecule: messenger RNA, 4394 nt
Organism: Thamnophis sirtalis
Lineage: Eukaryota; Metazoa; Chordata; Lepidosauria; Squamata; Natricidae
Source: RefSeq, a predicted model, not a curated record